UCCCUUCCCCUCCCCCGGCCCACUGAUGUCGCGGACCGACACCGCCUUGCAGGGGCCGGGGGCUGCGGAGAGGGGCGGCAGUGAGACCUGGGGAGCUGCCCCAACCCUCAGCAGGCGGGGCCAGGGGACCCUAAAUUAGGGCCUGGAAGGACGCCUGAGCCGGGAGAGAGGGGGGAAUGGGGACUAGGGUGAAAGCGGGCGAGGGAUGCAGUCCCCGCCCCGGGGGCGGAGCCAAAGCUCAAGCCUGCGGCUGGAGAGACCCGCGGAAAUCCGUCCCGGCUCCCUGCCCUUCUCCCGGGAUUGAGGACGCAGCCCGCACCCCCCGCCCUCCGGCUCCGCCAGGGCGCAGAUGCGAUCUCCGCACCCCGCUGCCACCCGGGAGCUUUCGGCGGCGGCGACCAUGGCGCGAGGAGACGCCCCGCGGGACAGCUACCACCUGGUCGGGAUCAGCUUCUUCAUCCUGGGACUGGGCACCCUCCUUCCCUGGAACUUCUUCAUCACCGCCAUCCCGUACUUCCAGACACGCCUGGCCCGGGUCAACAUCACAGCCGAGACCCUGAGCUCCAACCACACAGGCCCCACAGACACCUUCAGCUUCAACAACUGGGUGACGCUGCUCUCCCAGCUGCCCCUGCUACUCUUCACCCUCCUCAACUCCUUCCUGUACCAGUGCAUCCCUGAGGCGGUGCGCAUUCUGGGCAGCCUGCUGGCCAUACUCCUGCUCUUUGCCCUGACAGCAGUGUUGGUCAAGGUGGACGUGAGCCCUGGACCCUUCUUUUCCAUCACCAUGGCCUCCGUCUGGUUCAUCAACUCCUUCUGCGCAGUGCUGCAGGGUAGCCUCUUCGGGCAGCUGGGCACCAUGCCAUCCACCUACAGUACCGUCUUUCUCAGUGGCCAGGGCCUGGCUGGGAUCUUUGCUGCCCUAGCCAUGCUCAUGUCCAUGGCAAGUGGUGUGGAUGCCCAGACCUCUGCCCUGGGGUACUUCAUCACACCCUGUGUGGGCAUCCUCAUGUCCAUCGUGUGUUACCUGAGCCUGCCCCACCUGGAGUUUGCCCGCUACUACCUGACCAAGAAAUCCUCACAGGUCCCAGCUCAGGAACUGGAGACCAAAGCUGAGCUCCUUCAGUCUGAUGAGAAGAAUGGGAUUCCCAACAGCCCCCAGAAAGCAGCCCUGACUCUGGAUCUUGACCUUGAGAAGGAGCCAGAGCCUGAGCCAGAUGAGCCUCAGAAGCCAGAAAAACCUUCAGUCUUCAUUGUCUUCCAGAAGAUCUGGCUGAUGGCGCUGUGCCUUGUGUUGGUCUUCACAGUCACCCUGUCGGUCUUCCCUGCCAUCACAGCCAUGGUGACCAGCUCCACCGGCCCGGGGAAGUGGAGUCAGUUCUUCAACCCUAUCUGCUGCUUUCUGCUCUUCAACAUCAUGGACUGGCUGGGCCGGAGCCUGACUUCCUACUUCCUAUGGCCAGAUGAGGAUAGCCGACUGCUGCCCCUGCUGGUUUGCCUGCGAUUCCUGUUCGUGCCACUCUUCAUGCUGUGCCAUGUGCCUGAGCGGGCUCGGCUACCCAUCCUCUUCCGGCAGGAUGCCUACUUCAUCACGUUCAUGCUGCUAUUUGCCAUCUCCAAUGGCUACCUGGUGUCCCUCACCAUGUGCCUGGCACCCAGGCAGGUGCUGCCACAUGAGAGGGAGGUGGCCGGUGCCCUCAUGACCUUCUUCCUGGCCCUGGGACUUUCCUGUGGAGCCUCCCUCUCCUUCCUUUUCAAGGCACUGCUCUGAAGGGGCCAUCAGGGAUCCAGGCAGCCUUCUUCUCAGGGCCCUUCUGGAACUGAGUCUGAGCCAGACGCAAGAGAAAGGACAAGCUGGGCUCCGGCCUCUGCUGAGCCUGGGCACUUGAUCUGCAGGUGGCCAGAACUCACCAUUUCCUGCUGGUGGCCACUUGGGUUAUGCAAGAAACAUCCCACCACUGCACAUCCUACCCCUCACCCAGGGAUGGGCUAGGGUACACAGGAACAGACUUCACCAAAGGGGGUGAUCAGAGAAAAGGGCACAGGGCCAGGGGCCUUCCUGCCAUGGGACUGCACCUGUUCAUCAACAAGCCACUUGCUGACCCUAGGGAGCAGAGCUACAUACCAGAGGGUCUGCUGGGGGUGCAGCUGAUAUGGCCUCUACCUCUACUGUGAGAGGGAGGUGGGGCCUGGGCCAGAGCUACCCCCACCCAAUCCCCAGUGACGCCAUGGUCACAUCCUCCCCACCAAAAGCAUAGAGUUCCAGGGAAGAUGAGGGCAGGGGAGGUGUUGAGGAUCUGAGGGUGCUCAAAGGACCGGGCUCUGAGACUCAAAACAGUGUUUUUAUGGCCAACACUCCUGUCUUCAUUCCCCAGAGCCCAGCUGGGCCUGGUUCCCAGAAUGACAGCCUGCAUGUGUAGGCUGCACUUUACAGUUUGCAAAGGUUCUCUGCACCCCUCCCUCACCAAGCCUUACUGAGGCUCUUGGAAGAAGCUGGGCAGGGAUUGUCUCCCCAUUGCACGGGUGGGGAAAGUGAGUCCCAGGAGGAGUGAGUGGUCCAUGGUAGGGCAGGGACAGCAGCCCCAUCUCCCCACACCCUGGGUGCUAUUAUUCUUCCUCCAUCACCUGCUUCUUUUCCUUAAGGGGCUCAGGACAGGAGCCCUAAACAUAUAUUCCACCUUCUCACCCCAAUUUUCCCUCUGACCCUGCUCCUAGGCCUAAUUAUAGCUGGUUUGUUUGUAUGAUG
Molecule: messenger RNA, 2746 nt
Organism: Heterocephalus glaber (naked mole-rat)
Lineage: Eukaryota; Metazoa; Chordata; Mammalia; Rodentia; Bathyergidae
Gene: Slc29a2
Product: solute carrier family 29 member 2
Biological process (GO): guanine transport; uridine transmembrane transport; thymine transport
Cellular component (GO): plasma membrane; basolateral plasma membrane
Molecular function (GO): nucleoside transmembrane transporter activity
Source: RefSeq, a predicted model, not a curated record